AAGGGAUUUAUCAGAAAACUACGGUCGAAUGAUGUCAAGGUUUCGCCAAGCUCUACUGUUGUGGUUUCUGACUCCCCUCUACAACACCAUAAGUCGUUCCAAGAUCUCACUGGUGUUACCGAAUCAGACGACUCGAGCGAGCAGGAUGAUAUAUGGUCAUCUAACCACAGCAGUAGACUGGCAAGCCCAGACGAUAACCUGACAGGGAAAACAUCAAUCGACUCUCGUAUAUCUGGCUCACCCUCAGCGAAAGGGAGCCCAAGAAGGAAAUUGAGUCGUCGGAGUCGCUGGACCAGAUCCAGCCCAGAAGGAGCAGGCUUGGGGACCAUUGAGGAGACGGCGACUGACAAGCCGAAGCCAACUAUUCUCACAGUGGAAAAAGCGGCUGCUGCCAAGAUAUACCUCGAGACGCACUUUAAUGAGCUCUGCCGUGAAUCACAACGCCGCUUGGUCCGAUGCCAAAAAUUCGCAGAGCAGCAAGUUAAAGAAGGUCUUUUUUACGCUCCAAGCCUGGUUUCUGGAAAUAGUACCAUUAACAGCAGUUCUUUCUACUACUCGGAAAGCUGUCGCCUGAGGGACAUACGAGCGUUGAAAUCCAAAUGCACAAUCCUGGCCAAACAACAAAAUGCCAGCCCCUUUGUGUCCAAGUAUGAGCCGCUGAAGGUACUGGGGAAAGGUAGUUUUGGAGUUGUCAGGCUAGUGCGGGAGAAAUCAAACUCGCCUUAUAAUUUCUCAAAUCAAGUCUACGCCAUGAAAGUUAUACGAAAGUCAGAUAUGCUUCGAAGCAGUCAAGAGGGCCAUCUGCGCGCCGAGAGAGAUUUCCUCGUUUCUUAUGAAGGCUCCACCUGGGUUGUGCCCUUGAUUGCAAGUUUUGAAGACAUGUCAAAUCUCUAUCUUGUGAUGGAGUACAUGCCCGGUGGUGACUUCCUGGGACUGCUGAUCCGAGAGAAUAUACUACACGAAGCUGUAGCGUGUUUUUACAUUGCUGAGAUGAUUCUGGCCGUUGAGGAGGCCCAUCGCCUUGGAUUCAUCCACCGUGAUAUCAAACCUGACAACUUUCUUAUCUCCAGUUCGGGGCAUCUGAAAAUUUCCGAUUUUGGGCUUGCAUUUGAUGGACAGUGGCCCCAUGAUGCAUCGUAUUACAAUUACCAUCGAUAUUCACUGCUACGAAAACUCAAUAUUGAUGCUAAAGGGGACGAAAAGGACCAAGAGGAUUGCAAAAGUGUUCAAGCGCAGGUCGAGAGAGCUCAAGCACUGGCAGCUGAAGUCGGGCGACAUGACGAGCAGACUCCAGGAAGUGAUCGGGACCUCACGGCUAUUCUUGGAUGGAGAAGCACGCGUAGCAACCGUUCGAGAGCCAAUUCUGUCGUUGGCACAAGUCAAUACAUGGCUCCCGAGGUGAUUCAAGCACAAAACUUUCAGACCUACUACGACGACGAAGGCAGAAAGCCUACAAAACAAAACAUCUUGGCCCAUAAAGAGAAAUUCCGCUUUCCUAUGAGACCUCUCGUCAGUGAUAGAUGCAAAGAUUUGAUCUACCGCUUGAUCCAGGACAAGGAAGUUCGACUCUGUUCCAAACGAUACCAGAUGCUUGAUAAGCACCAACCAGGAGCUGCGAUGCCAACCGAUGCCUAUGGUAGAUAUGUUUUCCCCGACGAUGCCGAGGAUAUUAAGGCACAUCGAUUCUUCAAAAGCGUCCCUUGGGACACCCUGCACAACACGGCACCACCUUUCGUCCCUCAUAUCAAUAGCCUUGAAGAUACGCAUUAUUUUGAUGAGUCCGAACCUCUCGACGAUCGAGUUGAGUCGGUGGCGGAAAAGGCUGGGCUUACAGAUGACGAGGUUCGGUGGGUAUUGCGAGAAUUUAGGCCGAGCAUACAGAACGUGGCGAUUCGGAUGAUCCACACGCCAUAUGAUUCAGGGGCUCUUCGUAGCAGGGACUUGGAGAUUGACUCGAUGGGUGCAUUUCUGGACGAAGAGAAGGAGCUUCUGAAGAGAUUUAUGAGGGAAUACGGACGGAGAGUACCCAAGCGACCAAGAGACAUUAUUCUACGAGACGACAGUAUGAAGGGCAUGGCCAUGGAAGUAAGGAAACAAAGCGCCUUUAUGGGUUACGCGUGGCAUAGCGUGAGG
Trichoderma virens Gv29-8 is the source of this 2133-nucleotide messenger RNA. RefSeq lists its product as uncharacterized. The transcript has 4 exons. The annotation marks the transcript as partial. Gene Ontology annotation, biological process: peptidyl-serine phosphorylation; intracellular signal transduction. The record is from RefSeq and is a predicted model, not a curated record. Lineage: Eukaryota; Fungi; Ascomycota; Sordariomycetes; Hypocreales; Hypocreaceae. Gene Ontology annotation, molecular function: ATP binding; protein serine/threonine kinase activity.